Priceomyces carsonii is the source of this 813-nucleotide messenger RNA. RefSeq lists its product as uncharacterized. Bases 1 to 813 code for a protein of 270 amino acids. NCBI's taxonomy places the organism in Eukaryota, Fungi, Ascomycota, Pichiomycetes, Serinales, Debaryomycetaceae. The transcript has a single exon. Gene Ontology annotation, molecular function: oxidoreductase activity. Gene Ontology annotation, cellular component: cytosol. The record is from RefSeq and is a predicted model, not a curated record.
AUGUCAUUCGGAGCCAAAGCAUCUCAAAGGUUGGCUAAUAAGACGAUUUUGAUAACAGGUGCAUCAUCUGGAAUUGGAGAAGCAACUGCCAAAGAGUUCGCAGCAGCAUCCAAUGGUCAGAUUAAAUUGAUCUUAACUGCUAGAAGAGAAGAAAAAUUACAAAAGUUAUCUUCCUUGUUAUGUCAUCAAUAUCCGAGUAUAAAGAUCCAUCCUUCAAAGCUUGAUGUCUCUGUUAGUAACACAAUUGCCCCGUUUAUAAACCUGCUUCCGACAGAAUUCGCAGAUAUUGAUGUCUUGAUUAAUAAUGCUGGUAAAGCUCUAGGCAAAGCUCUGGUUGGAAGCAUUAAAGACGAGGAAAUUAAUGGUAUGUUUGACACCAAUGUUCUUGGGCUCAUUCAUAUGACUCAGGCUGUAAUGCCGAUCUUCAAGAAGAAAAAUAGGGGCGAUAUUGUGAACAUAGGUUCUAUUGCUGGCCGGGAACCGUACCCUGGUGGAGCAAUUUAUUGUGCUACGAAGGCUAGUGUUCGAUACUUUUCUCUGGCAUUGAGGAAAGAGACCAUCAACACUGGAAUUAGAGUCUUAGAAAUCGAUCCUGGUGCAGUAGAAACGGAAUUUUCUUUAGUCAGAUUUGGCGGAGAUGCAGAGAAAGCAAAGGAAGUGUACAGUGGUACAGAGCCCUUGACUGGCGAAGACAUCGCUGAGAUAAUUGUCUUUGGGGUUAGCAGAAGGGCUAAUACGGUGAUUGCAGAGACUUUGGUUUUUCCUACUCAUCAGGCUGGCGCUAGCCAUGUUUAUAAAAAACCCUCCAAUUAG